AUGUCCAGAAGCCAGCAGAUCAACGAUAACAUCGCCGAGGCCAUGCGCCGCGCCGACAACGCGGCUGCGGAGUGCCCGACGGAGGAGUCCCAUUCUGAAUCUGGGGCGACUCUGCAGCAGCAGCAGAACGAGGCCGCCGCCGAGGCCAUGCGCCGCGCGGAUGUGGCCUACACGAUGGAUGAUGAUAUCUAG
Messenger RNA from Leishmania mexicana MHOM/GT/2001/U1103, 192 nucleotides. RefSeq lists its product as hypothetical. The transcript has a single exon. Lineage: Eukaryota; Euglenozoa; Kinetoplastea; Trypanosomatida; Trypanosomatidae. Bases 1 to 192 code for a protein of 63 amino acids. The record is from RefSeq and is a predicted model, not a curated record.